AUGGCGGCGCGCGCGCUGGUGCAGUACGUGGUGCUGAGGGGGGACCUCCGCGGCGAGCCGCACUCGUGGCCGUUGGGCGCCCUGGUAGCUCAGGCCUGUCACGCCGCUCUGGCAGCGACCUAUUCGUACUUCGACCACCCUGACACUGGCACCUACUUGGCCCAGGGAGGCAACAUGAGGACCGUCGUGCUGGAGGCACCAGAUGAAAGUGCUUUGACUGCAUUAGCAGAGGCCCUGCAGCAAAACAGCAUUGAUCAUAAAGUGUGGACAGAGCAGCCCGAAGACAUUCCCACCUGCAUUGCUCUCCGACCCUACCCUAAGGAAGAAGUGCAUCGUCAUGUGAAGAAGUUCAAACUGCUGAAAUGAGCGUCCUUUUCUCUGCUUAUGUACAGGUUAGACUAGGAAAGACAGCUUUUCUCUGGGACUCUACUGUGUAGCAGCAUCACUGGAAGGCAUAAAACCGGGCUGGAGAAGCAUGAUAUCCCUUCAUGUUGAUGGCAACUCUAUGCUGUCAACCAAAGUGUGGCUGUAGAGGGGAUUAAAGAUGUAUUUAUCUGCAUUUGGUGUAUAGCUUAGGCUUUCAUGGGUUCACAAACAACCCCCUAGAGGCAGAAUCCUUUGUAUGUAAUAUUCCUGUUUGGGGUUUGGUUAAAAUCUGACAGACAGUGUUAAGAAGAGUUGUAGGAUGUUGUGGGUUUUCCAGGUUGUAUGGCCAUGUUUCUGUAGCAUUUUCUCCUGACUUUUCGCCUGCAAGAGAAAAUACUACUGGAACACGGCCAUACAACCCAGAAAACCCACAACAUCCUAGAGAUUCCAGCCAUACAACAAUACAAGAAAAGUUGUGUUGCCAAAUGAGAUGUGCUAGAGAGGUCAGUUUUGUUGGCUUUUCAUUGCCAUUUAUGUGUGUAACACCAAAGAAACUCUGCUUGUGGUAACUGCUUAAGUAAGCACUGUCAUCCAUCCCAUAGCAAUGGGUGACCUCUCAUUCAUAUAAAAAAAACUGGAUUGGGAUGAUACCCAGGGCAAAGGUAAUGUUUUCUGCAAUCGGGGAGUUGAGAUCUUCACAAUAAUUUGAAACCUUAAAUAUGAUGGAGGAGGAGGAGGCGGUGGCGGCGGCUGGAUUUAUACCCCACCUCUCUCUCCUGUAAGGAGACUCGAGGUGGCUUACAAGCUCCUUUCCCUUCCUCUCCCCAGAGCAGACACCUUGUGAGGUGGGUGGGGCUGAGAGAGUUCUGAGAGAACUGUGACUAGCCCAAUAGGAGGAGCAAAGAGAGGACAGGGAAGAAUGAUGACUUUAGGGGGCUGUCGUGGGGAGGGCAAGGAAAGUAGAUGGAUGGGUUAGACAAAGGAAAAGGAAGGGAAGAAAAUAUAUUGUGGCUGGAGAGAGAGAUGAGUAUGCAGGCGCUUUGGAGAGGAGCAAAGCUGGAUGGAGCCAGAGAACAGAUGCCAUGACAAGCCCUUAUGGGCUUCCCAACAAGCUCAGUAUGUAUUUUACACUGCAGAUGGCACAGUUUUAUUGGAAGAAUGGGACUGGUACAGAGAUGGUGCUAUCAAGCUCAAAGGAAUGGCUGUAGCCUUCUGAAUUUUUUUACUGGUACUUUAUGGGUAGUGAGAAUAAAGCUUGACUGCUGGUCCUGAUUCUUGAGUUGGGGCAAAGGUCAUUUUUUGCCACAUGUUUAGAAAAGUUAACGGCUAAAUGAAUAGUUCAGCUGAAUGUGACCAAAGGCAGGUCCAGCAUUCUAGCAGUGACUAUCUCAAAAGACCUAAAAGCCAGAUAUGAAGACAAAAGCCAUCCGCUGUUACAUCACAUCCGCCCUAUAACUGGUAUUUGGACAUACAGCUUUUUAAUUAAGCAGUUCUAGUCACAUGUGAUCAGGUGUCAAAAUUCAAUCCUAAAUUUUGCAGAAUCGCUUUAGGGGCUAGGUCGAGAAAGGGCAUUAAGCAGAACUUUCCAUGGGAAGGAGAAACUGAGGCAGUGCUGAUGGACAAGACGGAAAACAAGAUGUUUCAUGGAUGAUGAUGAUGAUGAUGAUUGUAGAUUUCACAGCUGCCAGAUCUUUAGCUGGUUGUUGGCCUUCAUUACAAUUCGAGCCUCACCCAGAGGCCUAGGAAGUUGUAAUGUAUUAUUAUUAUUAUUAAUUAUUAUUAUUAUUAUUUCAUAAACUGCUCACUCCCAAAGGGCUCUGAGCGGUAGCCAAGAACAGCCUUUGAAGAGGCCUUCAGAUUUUUGCUUUCUUCAUUUAUUUGCUCCCAGUUAACAACCCUGCAGAAGCUUCUUGUCACCUGACUAACUGGGUGCCAGGAAGGGGGGAGGAAAGUAUCCAAUAAAUCAGGCAGUACUGAAGUACGAAACCUUGUAUCUAAACCCUCAAAAGACAGUUGACUGUUCUUUCCUGCAUGAUCUUAAAGGAAGACAAUCUGUGUCCUGCCAAAAUGGGCGGGAAGAUUCAUUGUGAAGGUACGGCAUUCGCAUGUCACCUGGCUGCAUAUGGUCAUAACAUUGGCCCCAUGCUGCAGCACCUAAGGGUGCAGAAACAGAAUCAGGGGUUUUACUCUGGCUAUUUGUAGUUCACAUGGCAGUUGUUUUGCAUAAGUUUUGAUGGCUGUUGUGUUAUUCCUGACAAAGCAGAAAUGGAGGCUGUUUGGGGGCUGCCAGACAGCUAGUGAGAGGCUGGCAAUAGUAAAGUUUGAGACCAAACAA
Messenger RNA from Sphaerodactylus townsendi, 2701 nucleotides. RefSeq names its product peptidyl-tRNA hydrolase domain containing 1 (gene PTRHD1). The record is from RefSeq and is a predicted model, not a curated record. The coding region runs from base 1 to 366 and encodes 121 amino acids. Lineage: Eukaryota; Metazoa; Chordata; Lepidosauria; Squamata; Sphaerodactylidae. Gene Ontology annotation, molecular function: peptidyl-tRNA hydrolase activity. The transcript has 2 exons.